AUGGGGUCGACGGCGUUGGUCAACGGCGAGGGCCACCCCGCCAAAACCAUCGACACACCACUGCUGAUAGUAGGAGCCGGCCCAGCAGGCGCGUCUCUAGCAUGCUUCCUCUCUCACCCACCCUACAGCAUGACAGGUCUACUCAUCUCCAAUGCCCCAACCACAUCCCAGACACCUCGCGCCCACAUCACCAACCCUGCCUGCUUCGAGUGCCUGCGUGACAUUGGCCUAGAGGAAAGGGCUGUGGGACUCGCCACCGCCGGCGACAACAUGAUCCACACGCGCUGGUGUCACGACAUGACCGGCGAAGAGUACGCCCGCAUCUACUCCUGGGGCAACGACCCCCAACGCCACGGCGAGUACGAGAGCCACACGCCUUGCCGGCACGUGGACCUGCCACAGACCGAAUUCGAGCCCAUCAUGAUCCAGCGUGCGACUGCCGAAGGCUGGGAUGUGCGUUUCCGCACCAGAUUCCUCGACUUCAAGCGUCAGGACGACGGCUUGAUCGUCAGCCGUCUCGCGGAUGAUCUAACCGGGAGCGAGUAUCUGGUUCGAUCCAAGUACCUCUUUGGCGCCGAUGGCGGCCGCAGCCAGGUCAUUCGCCAGCUGGAAAUCCCGCUCAUCAAGAAACCAGGUCAAGGGCUGGCCUUGAACGUGCUGGUCCAAGUGGACCUGUCAGACUAUGUCGAUGCCAGAAAAGGCAACCUUCAUUGGGUCUUCCAACCAGAAGACGACUAUGACGACUUUGCGUGGAGCGGCCUGAUCCGCAUGGUCAAGCCGUGGCACGAGUGGAUGUUCAUUCUCUUUCCCAAACCAGAAGUCGAGUAUAAGGAACCCACAAUGGCACAAUGGGAGGCCAAGUGCAGAAAGAUCGUGGGCAACGACAAGCUUCCACUGAAGAUUCUCGACGUAUCCAAGUGGCUGAUCAACGAAACCGUGGCAGAGCGCUACUCCGACCCCACCAACACCAUCCACUGCCUCGGCGACGCCGUCCACCGGCACCCGCCCUUCAACGGCCUCGGCUCCAACACUUGCGUCCAAGACGCCUACAAUCUGGCCUGGAAGAUCAAAUACGUCGAGAACGGCCUCGCCUCCCACUCCCUGCUCUCAACCUUCAGCCCGGAACGUCAGCCCGUCGGCCUCGGCGUCGUCACGCGCGCGAACCAAGGCCUACGCGACCACACGCCCGUCUGGGACGCCAUGGGUCUGACGCUCCCCACACCGAAAGAACGCAUGGCGGUGAUGGAAGAGCUCAAAUCGGCCACGAAAGCCGGGCGCGCCCGCAGGAAACUGCUCAACGACGCCAUCGACGGCACGUCCCAUGAGUUUCACGGCAUCGGCGUCGAGAUGAACCACCGCUACGUCAGCGACGGCGUCGUCGUGGACGAUGAGAAGGACGCGCCCCCGCAAUGGCCGGAGGACCCCGUCUUGUACCACCGCGCCAGCACCUACCCCGGCAGCAGACUGCCGCACGCGUGGCUGAACAAGCGGAUGCCCCAGAAGAACCACGUCUCGACGCACGACUUGGCCGGGCACGGCGUCUUCUGCCUGCUGACGGGCAUUGGCGGCCAAGGGUGGAAAGCCGCCGCUCAAACGGCGUCGAAGGAGCUGGGCAUCGACAUCCGCGCUUACAGCAUCGGGUGGGGGCAGGACUGGGAGGAUGUCUAUCGGGACUGGUCGCGCAAGAUGGAGGUCGACGAAGAUGGCUGCGUGCUCGUGAGGCCGGAUCGCUUCGUUUGCUGGAGAGCCAUGGCGGCGGGUGACGAGGAGCGGAGGCUCGGCGUCGCGCUGAAGAAGGUUCUGGGGAGAUGA
Messenger RNA from Cyphellophora europaea CBS 101466, 1812 nucleotides. RefSeq lists its product as uncharacterized. The transcript has a single exon. NCBI's taxonomy places the organism in Eukaryota, Fungi, Ascomycota, Eurotiomycetes, Chaetothyriales, Cyphellophoraceae. Bases 1 to 1812 code for a protein of 603 amino acids. Gene Ontology annotation, molecular function: FAD binding. The record is from RefSeq and is a predicted model, not a curated record.